CCAGAAUCGAUUCGAGACCGAGCUAACUGUUUGUCUCCUUCUAAAUUUGUUCGUUCUGAAUACGUCGAACUGCUUAUCUUUACAAUCAUACGUUUCAGACUAAACGAUUUACUCCAUCUCAAUAAAUUGUCCGAACUGCCAGUCAUGGUUGAAUUGGCCAGUGAUUUGCUUGAUCGAAAAACACCCAUUUUUCGUGAUGAUGUGUGCGUUUUUAUCAGUCAGUCAGGUGAAACAGCUGACACAUUGCUGGCUCUGCGCUACUGUAUGAGUCGUGGUGCCCUCAUAGUGGGGAUCACGAACACCGUUGGCUCCUCGAUCUCACGAGAAUCCCAUUGUGGAGUGCACAUCAAUGCUGGACCGGAAAUCGGUGUGGCCAGUACUAAGGUGAGUAGAAGCUGUGACCGGAUAUUCUCUCUGCUCGUGUUCUCAUUGCUCGUGUCUGGUUGGAACAUCGGGCGUGCAAUGUCAAGAUUCGUCGUUCUGGACUGUUUGCCAAUAGUCGUUCAAUUGGAAGACGAAUUGGCUCUACAUCGUGUCCGACCGCUCAGUCACCAUUUUGCGUUGUCUCUUUUUCCAGAAGAAUCGUCACGGCGGUCUGCCCAUGACCUCUCGUUGAGUUAUAAAAAUGUUCUCUUUAUCAUUGGUUUCGGUUGGCACAGGGCGACUGACUGGAAGGAUGACUUCUACUGGCAGGAAACAACGGUAGAUAUGAUUGAGAAUAAAAGUCGUUGGUGA
Molecule: messenger RNA, 735 nt
Organism: Echinostoma caproni
Lineage: Eukaryota; Metazoa; Platyhelminthes; Trematoda; Plagiorchiida; Echinostomatidae
Source: the annotation of a GenBank genome assembly